UCAGAUAUAACAAAGUUUUCAAGUUUUCAAAGGCUUUGGAACCAACAAGAAGAAGAAGAAGAUGAAGUCUAUGAUGAAUGAUACUAAUAACACUAGUGAUGAUGGAAACAAUCAUAACUGGUUAGGUUUCUCUCUCUCACCCUACCAUAUGAAAAUGGAGCUUACUUCUUCUGACCCUUCUCAUCAUCAGUACUAUCAUCAUCAUCAUCAUGAUAACAACCAACCUUCUUCUUCUCUUCUUGUUCCCUCUAACUUCUACAUGUCACCUUCACAACAUUUAAACAUUAACAACACUUCUUCAUUAUGUUAUUAUGGUGUUGGAUCAGAUAACAAUAGUUCCUUUCAUUCUUCUUUACCUAUGAUGCCUCUUAAAUCUGAUGGUUCUCUUUGCACUAUGGAAGAAGCUCUCUCUACUUCACAAUCACAAGUGAUGUUACCAACUUCAUCUCCAAAACUAGAAGACUUUCUAGGUGGUGCAACAAUGGAAACUCAUCAUCAUGAGUAUGAAGGACAUGAGAGAGAAACCAUGGCUUUAUUAAGCUUAGACAGCAUCUACUACAACAACAAUGUAGAAAAUGAAACAACAAAUAGAGAACAUUCUUCUCUUGACAUUUCAUCAUACUAUUCAGGUUUUGCUUGUCAUGGAAUGUAUCAAACACCAUUGAUGGAACAACAACAACAACAACAUCAACAAGAAGAAGAAACUAAGGAAGAGAACAUGUAUUGCUUCAAGAACUUUGUAGCCCCUAGAGAUUAUCCUAUGGAACAACAUCAUCAAGGGAACAAUAAUGUUGGAGAUGAUGGUUGUGUUGGAACAGUAAAUGGUUGUGGAGAGUUACAGUCAUUGAGCCUUUCUAUGAGUCCUGGCUCUCAAUCAAGCUGUGUCACUGUUCCAACUCAGAUUUCACCUUCUGGUAAUAAUGAUUCAGUUGUUGUUGAAGCUAAAAAGAGAGGACAUGGUAAGGUUGGACAAAAGCAACCUGUUCAUAGGAAAUCUAUUGAUACAUUUGGUCAGAGAACUUCUCAGUACCGAGGAGUAACUAGGCAUAGAUGGACAGGUAGAUAUGAGGCGCAUUUAUGGGAUAACAGUUGCAAGAAGGAAGGGCAAACAAGGAAAGGAAGACAAGUUUAUUUGGGUGGUUAUGAUAUGGAAGUGAAAGCUGCAAGAGCUUAUGAUCUUGCUGCUCUCAAGUAUUGGGGACCUUCAACUCACAUCAACUUUCCGCUAGAAAAUUACCGAAGUGAACUCGAAGAAAUGAAUAAUAUGAAUAGGCAGGAAUAUGUUGCUCACUUGAGAAGAAAGAGUAGCGGCUUUUCAAGGGGUGCCUCGAUGUAUAGAGGAGUGACAAGGCACCAUCAACAUGGUAGAUGGCAAGCAAGAAUAGGCCGAGUUGCCGGAAAUAGGGACCUCUAUCUCGGAACAUUCAGCACUCAAGAGGAAGCUGCCGAAUCAUAUGAUGUAGCCGCGAUCAAAUUCCGCGGGCUAAACGCGGUAACAAACUUUGAAAUAUCUCGAUACAAUGUGGAAAAAAUCAUGUCAAGCAACACUCUUCUAUCCGGUGAACAAGCAAAAAGAACAACAAAGAUCAAAGAUAGCGAAGAACCGAAAUCUGAAGUCAAAGAGUGUAACAACAAUGUUGUAUCAAGUUUAAGUCCAAUCCUAAAUAACCAAGAAGUUGAAGCAGUGAACAAGAAUGAAAACAAUUGGAAUCAGUCCCCACAACAAGAGUCAAACACAUGUGAUCAAAAAACUGACUUCUCUAUGUCCCUACAAGAUAUCAUUGGGAUUGAUUCAGUAGAUGAUUCCCCCAACAAGAUGAUAAGGACUCAUUUUUCAAAUUCAUCUUCACUUGUGACUAGCUUAAGUAGCUCAAGAGAAUGCAGCCCUGACAACAAAAGCAAUGGCCCCACAAUGAAUUUUCCUAAACCUCCAAUAGGGUCUAAAAUGGUUAGUCCUAUAGCUACUAGGGUUGGAUCUUGGUUCCCCUCAGGUGGUUCCAUCUCAAUGUCUCAUUUGCCCGUUUUCGCGGCUUGGAGCGAUAUUUAGCGCAUAUUUGGAUUGUCGGGUAGUAACGGAAUCAAAGCGUCGUCGUAAUUUAACCGGAUGUAACUUAGGACACAAGAAAUUUUAGGUUUUAGUUUCUUCAUGAAAUUUUAGGGAUUAGGUUGUGUCAACUUUUAUGUAUGUUUUGUGGAACAUGAUCUUUUAGUGAUAGCUUUUUGGCACUUUGAUAUUUGGAUGAUAAAUGUAUGCUCUAAUGGGAGGGAAAGUGUUGUUAAAAGUAAGACUAGUGAUGGAAUUUAAAAAUCAAAGUGAAAUGAAAUGAUGUUUUGACAA
Vicia villosa (hairy vetch) is the source of this 2338-nucleotide messenger RNA. Its product is annotated as AP2-like ethylene-responsive transcription factor ANT. The record is from RefSeq and is a predicted model, not a curated record. Gene Ontology annotation, molecular function: DNA binding; DNA-binding transcription factor activity. Gene Ontology annotation, biological process: regulation of DNA-templated transcription. The coding region runs from base 62 to 2047 and encodes 661 amino acids. The transcript has 9 exons. Lineage: Eukaryota; Viridiplantae; Streptophyta; Magnoliopsida; Fabales; Fabaceae.